Messenger RNA from Capsella rubella, 591 nucleotides. RefSeq names its product transcription factor IND. Gene Ontology annotation, biological process: regulation of DNA-templated transcription. Gene Ontology annotation, molecular function: DNA-binding transcription factor activity; protein dimerization activity. NCBI's taxonomy places the organism in Eukaryota, Viridiplantae, Streptophyta, Magnoliopsida, Brassicales, Brassicaceae. The record is from RefSeq and is a predicted model, not a curated record.
AUGGAAAAUGGUAUGUAUAAAAAGAAAAGUCUAGUGCGGGUCUCGUCCAAAAGCAGAUCCAACAAGAACAGCAUGAUGGAGCCUCAACCUCAUAAUCCCCUCAUGGAUUGGAACAAAGCUAACAACGAUCCUAUCACACAAGAAGAGUACCCUUUUCUCCAUGAUCCUCCUCCUCAGCUCAUGUUGGAUCCACCUCCCGAAACCCUAAUUCAUUUGGAAGAAGACGAUGAAGAAUACGAUGAAGAGAUGGAUGCGAUGAAGGAGAUGCAGUACAUGGUCGCCGUCAUGCAGCCCGUAGACAUCGACCCUUCGACAGUCCCUAAGCCGAACCGCCGCAACGUAAGGAUAAGCGACGAUCCUCAGACGGUGGUUGCUCGUCGGCGUAGGGAAAGGAUCAGCGAGAAGAUCCGAAUUCUGAAGCGGAUCGUGCCAGGCGGGGCAAAGAUGGACACGGCCUCCAUGCUGGACGAAGCCAUCCGUUACACCAAGUUCUUGAAACGGCAGGUGAGGAUUCUUCAGCCUCACUCUCAGAUUGGAGCUCCUAUGGCUGACCCCUCUUACCUUUGUUAUUACCACAACUCCCAAACCUGA